GUUGGAGUUGGGUGUUCGCAUGCGGCCGCGGGACUCUUACGUCAGACUAAACCAUUUUCGUGGGAGUGUGCUGUAUUGUUGAAUCCAUUACAAGUUCUAAAAAACAUGGAAUAAAAGCUUGAUCAGUUCUCCAUCAACGCCAGGUUUGCCAAUAGCAAGCAAUGCAGUGUUUGAAGUCAGAGUCACCUCAGCACGAAUACAGCCGCCAUUGACACCGGGCCAUGACGUCACAGAUGAACUGAAGCAUGACGGGCAACUUAUUGAAACGCUUGAUAUAUGCGUCUUUAUUCAUAAGCGCCACAGCCGAGAACUCCACCGUCGAUUAUGCAGCCGAGUGGACCACCUACACGGGCCCGACCUAUCGCAAGGAAGUCUUUCCCAAAAAUGACACGUCCGAGCCCUUGGAAGUGGGAAUUUCUGUCCUGGUGAGAAACUUGCCGAAGAUUGACGAAGUAAAUGGAGUCAUGUUCAUGGAGGUCAACCUUCGAGUCAAGUGGCAGGACCAGCGCUUGACGAUUCCUCCUUGGUUGGGCGCCGAGGAUUACAUUCCCCUCGACCCUGUUAUUCUCAAGGAUAUAUGGGUGCCUGACCUUUACAUCGAUCACAGUUCCGAAGCCAUAACGCCAUCUGUACUAACCAGCAUCGCUUCAGUGUGGAUAUAUGGAGACGGGACCGUAGACUACUCGGGGAACAUGUUUAUUCGUGUCGCGUGCCGAAUGAAUUACACCUGGUUCCCCCGCGAUCAUCAAAUAUGCAGUAUUAGGAUUGAGAGUUAUGCCUACACCCUGAACUACAACGUGUACAAGUGGGUUCCUCCAGGCUUGGAAAUCAGCGCAGACAUCUCGAACGAGCAGUUUUAUAUUCGCUUUGAGAAAACGGACCCUUACACACGAGUCCAGGAUGUCUACGGUACUUACCCCGCGCUGGCGUUCCGGGUCCACCUGACGCGGCAGAUAACGUACGUCCUCCUGCAGGUGUACCUACCGUCGGGCCUGUUCGUGGUGGUGUCCUUCGUGUCGCUGCUGGUGCCUCCCGACGCCAUCCCGGGCCGCAUGACACUCUGCAUUACCACGAUCCUUACCAUGUCCGCGCUUCUGGGAGUCGCCAUGCAGUCCACACCACAGGUCAGCUAUACCCGUGCUAUAGAUGUUUGGCUGCUCGUCUGUCUGUCUAUAGUUAGUGUUGUGUUGCUGGAAUUCGGGAUUGUCAUCAAGUUGAGGGAAAGGGAGAAAUUACAGUCCAAGUCACAACCAGCAGUGCGGGUAAUAAAGACGCAGGUCCAGCCCAUCUCAGGGAACCCGACUCUGAAUAAAAAAGAAGGAGCGUGCUUCGCCAUCACCUCAGACAUUGUGGAAAAAGUGUCUCUGGUGCUCAUGCCUCUCGUUUUCCUCGUUUUCAAUGGAGCUUACUGGGCGUGGUUCCUGACGGGCUCUGAAUCAGCCAUACCGCAGGGAUUCAGCACCAACACCACUUUGUGAACGGAUGUGUGGCCGCGAUUCGUUCAGCUGCGAGAAGCACCUUCAGCUGAUCUUUUUUAUUUUUCCUGGGGCUCAAGUUCAGCUUCGGGUAGUACCUUCAAUUGACCUUUUUCCAGGAUUUCAUAUUAAAAGCACGCCCCAUGUUUUUUAACUUCCAAACCAAUUCCCACGAUGGUGGAAAACUCACUUAUAUAACACUAAAAUGAUAGCCUGAAUCGGGCAUUAUACAUACAGCCUAAAAUUAGGAACGAGGGAGGCAAAAACGAAUAAUGACUUCUUGAUUUUUUUAUGAUCUUGAAAUUCCACUGUGUUAACCGCAGUUUAGAUCAAAGGAGAUCACAGUACUUCAUUGUAGUGCACGAGGUCAGGUGAAAAAAUGAUUACCAAAAUAAAAGUACGAUCAACAGAAAAAGUAAGAUUUUGAUUGAGUGGAUAGAGGAGUUUUCGUGCAGGGGUUCGUAUGUGACAGUAUCCUUUUAACUGCCAUGUGUAUUAUGGAAACCCUACCAUACAUUUCUGAUAUUAACUUAUGCUUGCUAACUAUUAAUUCGUUGUUUUAUAUGUUUAUUUUAAGUCUGCUUUUACAUUUUUUUUUAUAAUGCUGACUUUUUUUUUUUUUUACACAGAAUUUAACUUAUUCAUGUGUCAUGAUUUAUCGAUUUAGUUAUUUAUUAGUUUAUUACUUUAAUCCUUCAUUAAUGAUCUGCUUACCACGGCCUCCCGCGAGCAGCCGUACUUUUGAUGUCUGUCUGUCUUGUGUGAAUGGUAAAACACUCUACCGUGUUGAUACUAUGGUAGAAAAACACACAAUGCAAAACUUUUAAUAA
This is a messenger RNA of Penaeus chinensis, 2305 nucleotides long. RefSeq names its product glycine receptor subunit alpha-2-like. Gene Ontology annotation, molecular function: transmembrane signaling receptor activity; neurotransmitter receptor activity; extracellular ligand-gated monoatomic ion channel activity. Gene Ontology annotation, cellular component: neuron projection; membrane; synapse. Lineage: Eukaryota; Metazoa; Arthropoda; Malacostraca; Decapoda; Penaeidae. The transcript is spliced from 13 exons. The record is from RefSeq and is a predicted model, not a curated record. Bases 246 to 1478 code for a protein of 410 amino acids. Gene Ontology annotation, biological process: regulation of membrane potential; signal transduction; chloride transmembrane transport.